Molecule: messenger RNA, 1230 nt
Organism: Zootoca vivipara (common lizard)
Lineage: Eukaryota; Metazoa; Chordata; Lepidosauria; Squamata; Lacertidae
Gene: RAB2B
Product: RAB2B, member RAS oncogene family
Molecular function (GO): GTP binding; GTPase activity
Source: RefSeq, a predicted model, not a curated record
AAGGACAGGGAGCGCGAGAGCAAUAGACAUGGCGGCUGUUGAGUAAGCUAGAGUGGCCCCUGGAGAACCUCCAGGCCGGGGCUGGGGUUUAGGGGGGUUUCAGAGCCAUGUCCUACGCCUAUCUCUUCAAAUACGUCAUCAUCGGGGACACCGGUGUUGGAAAAUCCUGCCUCUUGUUACAGUUCACAGAUAAGCGGUUCACAGCUGUCCAUGACUUGACCAUAGGUGUAGAGUUUGGUGCACGGAUGGUCACCAUUGACAACAAAAAGAUCAAGCUGCAAAUUUGGGACACGGCUGGCCAGGAAUCCUUCCGCUCCAUCACUCGCUCGUACUACAGAGGGGCUGCCGGAGCUCUGUUGGUGUAUGACAUCACCAGACGGGAAAGCUUCAACCAUUUGUACACCUGGCUAGAAGAUGCGCGCCAGCAUUCCAGCUCCCACAUGGUGGUCAUGCUCAUCGGCAAUAAAAGCGACUUGGAGAAUAAGCGAGCUGUACGGAAGGAAGAAGGUGAGGCUUUUGCCCGGGAACACGGCAUGGUUUUCAUGGAGACCUCUGCAAAGACAGCAUCCAACGUAGAAGAGGCCUUUCUCCACACAGCUAAAGCCAUCUAUAAAAAGAUCCAGCAAGGCUAUUUUGAUGUUAACAACGAGGGACACGGCAUCAGGCUCGGCCCCCAAGAACCCACGGGUGUCCACACUGGAAGAUCCUCCUCUGGCCACGGUCGUCAAGCCUCUGGAGACCGGUCAGGUUGCUGCUGAGUUUCCCCUGAAGUCCAUCCGGGAAGAUGCCUCCUCCGUGUCAUGCUCUCUUUCUCUCUUUCGGUUUCAGGCACCACACGGGGGGCAGGAAUCCUUCAAGCUCACCUUCCCUCGAUCUUGUUACAGCCUAUCUCUGCCCUCCAAAUGGUGCCAUCCUAGACCUAGAGUUGAUUUUGGCUGUUGGCUGUUGGGGUGCUAGUAGUAACUCUUCCAAAAGCCUCCCAUUUGAGGACCUCUCUUCACCCCCUCAUAGGCAAAUGGUGCUUUCAGAUUCCCUCCUCCACUAAUCUGUGCCUUUCCUCCAGCAGUUUCCUCUUCCAAUGUUGGAGAUUUCCAUUCCCCACACUUUGGGUUCACAGAAGCCUUGGCAGAGGAGCUGGGGAGAGCGUAAUCCAGGCCAAUCUAACCAAUCUUAGAUUUUAAGCUCUACUGCACUGUUGUUUCAGCUUUGUAUUAAAUAUUUCCACGUUUG